Messenger RNA from Centropristis striata (black sea bass), 4248 nucleotides. RefSeq names its product copper chaperone for superoxide dismutase-like. The coding region runs from base 1 to 924 and encodes 307 amino acids. NCBI's taxonomy places the organism in Eukaryota, Metazoa, Chordata, Actinopteri, Perciformes, Serranidae. The record is from RefSeq and is a predicted model, not a curated record. Gene Ontology annotation, biological process: removal of superoxide radicals. Gene Ontology annotation, molecular function: copper ion binding. The transcript has 8 exons.
AUGGCGGCGCGCGCUAGCAGGACCAGCUGGUUCGUUUCCGUUUCUAGAAAAGUGGGAAGUUAUCUAAUUAAUUCAGUUUUCAUCGCCCAGGCGGCGACGUGUGCUCACAACAUGGACUCAGUGGGACCAACCAAGCUGGAGUUUGCAGUGCAGAUGACAUGUGAGAGCUGCGCGGUUAAAGUCAGAGCUGCUCUGGAGGGGAAACCAGGCGUGCAGUCUGUCAGCGUGGACGUGGGUCAGGAGCAGGUGUUGGUGGAGUCGUGUCUGACCAGUGCAGAGGUUCAGGCUCUGAUCGAGAGCACGGGACGCAGAGCCGUGCUGAGAGGCCUGGGAGGAUCAGAGCCAGACCUGGGAUCAGCGGUGGCCAUGCUGGCUGGUGUGGGGAACAUCCAGGGGGUGGUGCGCUUCCUGCAGCUGUCGGAGGAUCGAUGUUUGAUCGACGGGACCAUCGACGGGUUGGAGCCGGGACCCCACGGCCUCCAUGUCCACGCGCUGGGGGACCUCACACAGGACUGCCUCAGUUGUGGCGAGCACUAUAACCCCUUCGGAAAGCGUCACGGCGGUCCAGGGGACACUGAGAGGCAUGUAGGUGAUCUGGGAAAUAUUGUGGCUGGACCAGAUGGAAGAGCCUCAUUUAGACAAGAGGAUGGUCAGCUGAAGGUGUGGGAUGUGAUUGGUCGGUCGCUGGUGGUGGAUGCAGGCGAGGACGACUUGGGUCGAGGCGGUCACCCUCUCUCCACACAGACAGGGAACUCUGGGGAAAGGCUGGCCUGUGGGAUCAUCGCCCGAUCAGCAGGUCUUUUCCAAAAUCCCAAACAGAUUUGUGCGUGUGACGGGGUCACGCUGUGGGAGGAGAGAGACCGGCCGAUCGCUGGGAAAGGUCGGAGCAAAACCAGCAUGGAGACACCGGCGGCAAACCUCUGAACCUCGAGCGCCGGCCGUAUCUGUCGCUGUCGGACAGUUUGAGCAGAAAGGGACGAUUAUCGACUGAGGGUCAGAGCUGAAGCACUGAGGAAUAUGUUUCCACACAGCUGGACCAAAGACCUUUUUUUCCCUUCUCUCUCUUUGUGAUCAAACAAAAUCCUCUUGCGGUCACAGUCAGUGUCCUCCGAGGAUUUUAAAAGCACUAAAGCAGAUUAAAACAGCCAGGGACUUUGUGAAAGUCACCUUUGAUUAGCUAGAUGUCCGUUAAUUCUGUUUAUAUGUUUGUAUAACCAGUCGCCUCUGACACAACUGUCUCGUCACUGUUUAAACUCAUGUAUCUGCUGCCAUUAAAGUGUCUAAAUUAAUUAUACAAGCCUCCUUAAAGUAGUAGCAGUAUUGAUUACAUAAAAAUGUAUAUAAAAAUAUAUAUUUACCAGGGCUUGAAAGCUUCAUUCAUGACUAAAUCGACACUCAAAUGCUGCAGAACUUUUAUUUUUCAUGUCUCUUAAUUCUGGUUAAACACAACAUUUCUGCAUAGUUGCAGAUGAAGAUUAGGCUGCAGUAAUAUUAUUAUAAUUAAUUUAUUGGGAGAAUUGGACUCCAGUGGUGGCUGAAUAGUUUGAAUGUUUGAAUUACUUUCAAUAAUAAAAAAUAAAAAAAAGUAGUAAAAAAUAGUUGUAAAGUCUAAAUUUAUUGUAAAAAGACAGAUGUUAUCAUUUCCAAAAUUUGCAACAUGUUUUUAUCUCACAAAAUAUUCUGCUUCAAUCUAUAUUUGAUGGUUUUAUACCUUAUUGAAACCUAUUUUUUACUGCUAUCAAAAACUCUUUAUUCUCCUUCUUGCUGCACACAUAAAAAGUCAUGCAUCUGUUUUAAUGAGCAGCAAUCUAGAAGUGUCAUAAAUUGCAUUUUAUAACCAAAAAAACAAAAAAUCUAUUUUGGCUCCAACACUAUUAUGGUAAAUUCCUGAAAUCAUUGCAAAAAUUAUGAUAUUAUAUAUUAUGUGAUGACGUCACAAAAUAUGGCGACAAAAAAUGUGAAGAUUCAUUGAAAAACCCAAUGAAACCUCAAUUAUUAAAAAAAAGACUUGUGCAGCCAUUAUAUUUACAUUUUUUAACUUAAAGAGGGAAAUCAACACAGAAAUAUGAUGACAAAAAAGUGCGAUACUAUUAUUAAGAAAAUUUACUGUUGUACAUCCCACACUGGAUACAUCAGUUAUGAUUGAGAAUUUAUAAAAUGUUAGUAUAAACGUGUCAAAAAGGCAAUAGAAAUGUCCAAAUAGAAAGCUAAAAGUGCAGGAUAAAUGGCUGUAGUGUCUGGCUUCUGUCACUCCAGGUGGUGGUAGAAAGUCUUGGUGAUAUGAAGAUUUACAUUUUCAAAAACGACUUGAAAAUGUAUUUUUUUCUACAAUGUUUCUAUAUUAAUGUCAUUUAAACGAAGCUGGAGCAAACGAUAGGAGGCACCGUUUUGCUAACAUGGAGUAUGAAUUAUAAAAAUAGGGUUUCAUUGUGGUUAUGUCAUACAGAGUAUUUAUUUUUUGAAUAACCAGAAAACAUUAUAUAUCGUGAUAUGUGUUGUUGUUAAGGUAUGAAGGGACCUUUGUCAGGAUAGAAGAUGUUUUCCCACAUGUGCAGCCCCUGGAUCUAACCACGUUUACCUACUUAUGUUGCCAAAUGUCGCCUAAAAUAAAAUGUUAUCGUAGAAAGAAACUAUCAAGAUUUGAAUUUUCCGACAGUACUUGAGGUUCUGAAAGAUAUCGUUAGGAAAAGUAACCAAAACAAAGCUUAAAAUAGUGAUAUUUCUGUCAAAAUCACUUCGUUCUACAUGUCUCCCUUAAAACGUCGCCAAAAAUAAAGCGUUUGUUAUUACUAGAUCCUGUCAAUAACAUUAAACAGGACAGAAGAGGCUUUAAAUAUGUAAAUAGUUCAAUAUAUAUUGCAUGUGGAGACACAAUUUUAUUUUUCCAAUAUUAUUUCCACUUGCUGGCACUUGAAAAGUGUUUUAUAUAUAAAUUCAAAUGUAUUACAAUUUUUAAAAAAAUAUUUUAUCAGAGAAAUCCAAAUUGUUUUUUUAAUGAUUUACGUCAUUAUAACUGUGUUAUUCUGCACAAAAGACAUCUUUGAGUUGUUCCCACUUCUAGCCACGAUUGUGCUGAUUCCAUAGAGCUGCAGGACUUAUAGAUUUUAUAUAUAUUUUAUAUAUUACAGUAAAAAACAAGGCCACAGUGAGUAAAAUGUAAAAAAUAAGAAGCAAAAUACACCCUGAAACCUCUUGUUGGGGUUCAGAGGGUUAAAAAUGAAGAGAGUUUUAGAAGCCCUGGGCUAACUCAGGACAUGUGCCAUGUUUAGCUCCAUGUGAACUUUUCUUUGCGUCAGUGUGUUCAUUUUAAAUCCAUGAGGUGGUGUGAGUGACUUGGGUAAGAGAGAUUGGAAAGAGCUUGAAGGGGAAGAGAGAGAGAGAGAGUCAAAUUCCAUCCACACACAGCGAGAGGCUGAGGGGGGUUAAAAGUGCGAGUGGGGGGUUCCUUGGAGGAUUGUGUGUUCAGCUGUUUUUACAACAUGGAGUUUGAGUGUUCAGUUCCUUCAUCGCCAACUUAAGAGCCAUACUGACACUUUCCUGCUUAAAACCUCUUGUUGUAAAUGGUCUGUGAUCAUGGAAGGAUGAUAUAAUAAUGUGCAGAACUUCUACCUGCUGACACAUGUUGAUUCCUGUUAACACAUUUUCCCUCCUGAUGAUGAAGACGUCAAUACUGGGACGGUGUUGUGCGCCGUAUUGGCCAUAUGAAAUUGUGUAGCAAGUUCUGCAUUGAUUUUCCCGAAUUGAGCAUCUGUCUUGUGCUGCUGAGGCCUGAAUAAGCUUAUUGAAUUUCCCCCCAAUAUGUUCGGCCAGUGUCCUUUUUUCAUUCGUGUCUGAGGCCUGCAAUCGAUGUUUGUAUGUUUUAUUUACUGAUGUAGUGAUUAAAUUAUUAAUUUUGUGCUUAAAAAUGUCAGAAAAUAUGAAAAAAAAAUAUCCUGUAUUUCCCAGAGCCUAAAGUAGUGUCUUUAAAGGAAUACUUCACCCUUAAAAAUAUUGCCAAAAAUACACCAUUUAUCUUAGAAAGAAACUGUAAAAACAAGCAUUAUAGUUCAAAUUUGAGCUUUCCGACAGUCCUUGAUCAAAGGUUAUGAAAGUUUCUGUUAGAAAGAGUGACCGAAACAAAGCUUAAAAUUGUGAUAUUUCUGUCAAAAUCACUUUAUUCUACUUGUCUCAUUUAAAGCGUUGCUAAAAAAUCAAACUGUUUGUAAUAACUAGAUCCUGUUAAAAACAUUAAAUUCUGCUCCUCAGAGA